AUGCGGCAGAUAAUUGACAAUACCACUUAUAACGUAAUUGCAUCUGAAACGCAGUAUUCAGCCCUUUCAUCGAAUGAUGAAUUGUACUUGCCCACAUCAUUUUUCCUAAACAUCAGUGUAUUUAAUGAACUAUCAAAUAUUGAUUUUAUAACUCUUGAUAUUCCUAUAAUUAAGAUUGACGCAGAAAAAUAUAAGAAAAGCAUUGAGACAUAUGAUGUAUGUUUGAAAGAUGGCAAUAGGAUUGUCGAGAAAGGUGAUGGGAUGUUUGCAUUCCCCGUUCCGGAACCCGCGUACGAGGAUACUUCUUUGUUCUCAAUGUUUUUUAAUAAAAGAAAUUUUAAAGUGGGAGAUAGGAAAUAUUUACCUAAGUUGCUAAGCCCAAAAUUUAUUCUAUGCCUUUUGAUGGUCGAUUUUUGUAACCCGUUAGAUUCAAAACAUCGACGUCAGUUGUUGAAACACAUUCCGGAUACUGCGCAGUAUCAAACGAAUGGGUUUGCUGUUGAUGACAGUAAUGUGGAUAAUGCUAAGUAUGACCUUGAGGAUAGUAUUGUGAAAGGUAUAAAGAAAAAAGUCGAUAAAUUGCCGAAACACUCAGUUGAAGCAGAAUUCUUGAAAUAUUAUAACCAUGAAAAUUUGGUUGACUAUUGCAAAGAAACUAUCAAGAAAUAUUUUAGGAACGUACAAAAUCGUUUGGGUUCCCAAGAUGGUGUCGAUGAUCUCGUUCGGCUUGCUGAUUCUCGUAGACGUAUGUUCGGUCUUAGGUCUCUGAGUGAAUUCGAUUUAACUUUUCCUGUAUGUGGCCGCAUCUCUUUCGAUGCGCCUAUACUAGAAAUGACGCCACAGGGAAUUGUUCGCCCCAUACUGUUGACAGUGGAAAAACGCGACUACGCAAAUAUUGCCAGACUAUUUGAUCUAAAUUUCACCACUAAUAGAGAAGCUCGCAAACUCGAAAUGUUUGAUCCGCCUGCAUAUCUCAGAGACAUCGUCGACAUGAGCUCUGACUUCUACAGAGAGUGGAGUGAUUUAGUGUCUAAAGUAACAGAUUACAUUAUCGAUGCGCAUAAAGAAACUUACGAUUUAGUUGGCUUACAGUAUUACAAUCCUAAAAAAGUAAUAACGUCUGAGGAUGCAAUAGAAACUAAUAUUGUUUGGACUGCAUUUCCAAAGGGAGUUAAAAAGAAAGCAGCCACAGACAAGGAACGUUGGAAGAUUGCUGAUUCGUCACUUCCAGAAUAUUGGGAAUUACUCGCUCUAAAAGAUGACGAUAAAUUACUAGAAUUGUAUUCUGAAUUAACUGGACAAAGUGUAUCAAAGGAUGAUAUUUUUGUUAACAAAAAGUAUGACCGAAAAAAUAAGUGGAAUUACAAUAGUAAUAGUGGAAAUAUUAUACAUUUGCUCCAUGAGAACAGCACGCUCAUUGAUGGAGUUGAUGUUACUGUUUGCUCCAGUAUUGUUCGUGUCACCGAUGAAAAAUGUGUCAUUAAUGAACGUAAUUUGACUACCGAGCAGGAACUCAUUAAAUAUGGCCUGAAUGGCAAACCUGAUAGGUUUUCUGAUCCUCAUAUUGGGGCAUUCGUGAAUAAGAUUACUCGUCUAGGUGCAGAUGUGACAAUUCGUAACCCACCCGCCAUUUAUUUUAAUGAUCUGGAUACUUCCUUAUUCAAAACUCCCGAUGGAUCUGAUCCAAAAAAUCACUGGCAUAUUCUCCGUGGACCUGAAGAUGGUUAUGUCCGUGCUUCCUAUGAGGUUAUUGAUGGAAAUUUUUGUGUUGGGGACAUCCAUAUCGAUGGAGUUCCUAUUGAUUUCGGUGCGCAUAUUGCUGAUUUCAUUACUAUGCGUAUUCCGAUUAUUGCUUGUCGUUUCGGGCAAAGUACCAUCCCACCUUUUAUCGUAAAAUCAAUGUCUAACUCAAAUAUAUGCCAAAAUAUUUCUUUCGAUGAUAUACUUAACGCUAUUAGUAAAAAUUCCUAG
This is a messenger RNA of Dentiscutata erythropus, 1971 nucleotides long. Lineage: Eukaryota; Fungi; Glomeromycota; Glomeromycetes; Diversisporales; Gigasporaceae. The record is from the annotation of a GenBank genome assembly.